GCGCUGUAUUGCACACAGUCGUAUAAUAUUUUGCUCGAGAAUUAAGGAUACAUAUAAACAUCCGAUAUUAGUUAGCUGAAAAAACUUUACGUGCCAGAUUGGCGGAUUUAUUAGUUCUGUUCUCAGGUACUCUGCGUAUCAAUAAUUAUGGAUAAAAUACUGGAAGACGCGCGAUUUGCACAUGUUGCAAAAGAUCCGAGGUUCAGACGCAUUCCUAAAACUGAGCGAAAAGUAAAAAUUGACAAGAGAUUUCGGCCCAUGUUUAGUGACAAAAAGUUUUUGCUUAAAUAUACCAUUGAUAAAAGAGGAAGACCGACUAAUCAGUCGUCGAGUGAAAAUUUGAAAAAAUAUUAUGAUUUGUCAAGCAAUGAUGACGAAGAGUCAGAGAGCGAUGAGAAUGUCAAAUCAAUUGAUGUUGCAAAGAAGGUACGAAAACAUGUAAAGGCUAAAAGUGUUACUGGGAUUAACAAAGAAAGUUCGGAUCAUUUGUCUGACCGAAAAUCAAACAGCAAGAUAAAACUCACUAAAAAAGUGUCCCAUUUGUUGGGAAAUGGAGAAUUGCUGCGCACUAAAACGCAAGUUGACAGUGACGUAGUAUCAGGAUCAGAAAAUGAUGAGAAUGGAUACUCUGCAUCUGAGGAUGAAUUGGAAACGAAUUCUAAAAUUGCUAUAGAUAUUGAGAACGGCGCAGAUCCAUUGCAAAUUAACAAGUCCAACACCGGAAGUAUACCGACUACGAUAAAAAAAAAAUUAAGAGACCUAACAGUAGAUUAUGCCAGAGGAGAAGGCACUUUACUAACAGAAAGUUCAUCCGAGGAAGAAAGCUCAGAUGAAGAUGAUCAAGAAAAUGAAAUAAAUCAUGAAUGGGGUGAGCUAGAUAGAGAAGCUGAAACGACAGACGAAAUAACGAAUAGAUUGGCUGUUUGUAACAUGGACUGGGACAGGAUUCGUGCUGUUGAUUUAUUAGUUCUGUUCAACUCUUUUCUACCAAGCAAUGGUCUUAUUCAUUCUGUUACGAUUUACCCAUCAGAGUUUGGUAUACAACGGAUGAAAGAGGAAGAAAUAAGAGGCCCGAUUGAACUGGUCGAAUCAAAGAAUAAAACUCAGAAUGCUGACGUAGACGAUGAGAACGAGGAAGGUAGCAAAUACCACAUGGAAAAAUUAAGGCAGUAUCAAUUGAAUCGAUUGAAGUAUUAUUAUGCAGUAAUAGUUUGUGAUUCACCCCAAACGGCCAAUAAAAUUUAUACAGAAUGUGAUGGGAUUGAAUAUGAAUCUACAGCAACGAAAUUAGAUUUGAGGUUCAUACCGGAUGAUACAACUUUUGAUCAAGAACCUAAAGAAGUCUGUGAUAAAGUCCCAGAAUUGUCAAAGUAUCAGCCAAGGCAGUUCGUUACUACUGCAUUACAACAAGUGAAAGUAGAACUGACUUGGGACGAAACAAAUCCUCAUAGACAAGAAAUUGCAGAAAAACUUAAUUGUGGAAAAGUUGACGACAUUGAUCCCAGUGAUAUCCAGGCAUAUUUAGGAAGUGGUUCUAGCAACGAAGAUGACUCCGAUGAAAACGAAGUGAAAAAUAACUCCGAUGAAAGGAACUUAGAAUCUGACAAUGAUGCCGAUCCAAUAGCAAAGUACAAGUCGCUUUUACAUGGGAUCGAAGAGCAGCAAGAGAAAAAUAAAAAUAAAGGUUUAGAAAUGGAAAUCACAUGGGGAUUAGGAAGCAAGGCUAAAUCUGAAAAACUAGUUGCUGAAAAAAUGAAGAAAAACAAAGAGCUAACACCUUUUGAACAAUACCUUGAAAAACGUAAAGCAAAGAAAAAAGCAAAAAUGGCCGAAAGAAAAAACUUGAGAGAGAAAAAUGAGAAUGCAUCAGAUAGUGAUAAAAGUGAGGAUAGUGUACCUUCGGAUAUCGACAUGGAUGACCCAUAUUUUGCUGAAGAAUUCAAAAACAUGAAGCCAAAAUUGAAAAAAAAAUCUUCGAAAAAUCAGAUUGCCAACGAUAUACAUGAUGUUAACAAAAAGCAACAGGAUGCUGAGCUAGAAUUAUUGCUAAUGGAUAAAACUGAAGACGCAGGACGAAAGCAUUUUGAUAUGAAGAAAAUCGAAGAUAAUGAAUCUGUUUCAAAAUCUAAAAGGAAGCGCCAGAAAAAAAUGAAUAAGUAUUCAAACAAAGAUGAAACAGUUGAUGAUUUUGAAGUCAAUGUUUGCGAUCGGCGAUUUGAAGCUCUAUACUCAUCUCACCAUUAUAAUAUCGAUCCUGCUGAUCCACGGUACAGAAAAACCAAAGGAACAGAAGCCUUGAUAGAAGAAAAAUUGAAAAGGCGAGCUGAUGGCAAAUUAGAACAGGGUACCGAAAAGAAGAUUAAAACCGACAAGAAGUUGAAUGCAGAGUUGACUGCGUUAGUAAAAUCUGUGAAAAGAAAAUCUCAAAAUAUUUCACAAAGGAUAAAAUAGUAAUGUGUCUACAUUUUUAAUGAGGAUACCUCUGCAACUUGUACAUAUAUACAUAUGGUAUUUAUAGUGGACAGAGAAGAUCAAGUGCACAUGCACAGAUUUUCCAUUAGUGAACGUGGCCCAGUACGUGAUUCGAAAUUCUGCCAACCCAUUUGACGAAAUGCCUGACGGCAGCAUAUCGUGGUGCGCUCUAGUGCUUGAACUCGUUUAAAAUCUGUGCAUGUGUUGACACAUGUGCACUCUAACUUCCCUGUUCACCAUAAAUUCAGCGUAUAACAACAUAACAUAAUAAAAACUUCUUGAAUAUUAAUUUAAUCAAAAUAUUCGUUUUUUACUUGCAAUAAAAACGGAUAGCUUUGUGUAAAUCAAACACCUGCUGAUUAAUGAUGUUUGAUAUAUAUUG
Molecule: messenger RNA, 2854 nt
Organism: Diprion similis
Lineage: Eukaryota; Metazoa; Arthropoda; Insecta; Hymenoptera; Diprionidae
Product: ESF1 homolog
Exons: 7
Coding region: 148-2451 (767 amino acids)
Biological process (GO): rRNA processing
Cellular component (GO): nucleus
Molecular function (GO): RNA binding
Source: RefSeq, a predicted model, not a curated record